CCUCUGUAAACAGAUUUAUUCCUUCAUCAGUAAUGGGCCCUUUUCACACUUCGGCAGCUUGAUUUGGGUCCUUUUCGCUGUCAUGACACUCAUGUGUCUGUAGGGGGCAGCAGCCACUUUGAGCUCACAUGAAGACGCAGAGGAAGAAAGUACUUCGUGUUUAUGGUUAUCUAAACCCAGAAGCAGAAAUAUCGUCCAACACCGCAAACGAUCGGCGUCAGAUCAUCCUUUAAUGCGACGUAUUAGUUGGAUAUACAAGAACAUAUUUAAUACUCUCUCCGUGAAAAAUGUUAGAUGAUAAUUCGUAUAGAAACGAAACUGCAAACGUCGCCAGAGCAGGUUCGGAGAGGGGUUUGCCCCUUCGUAGUUCAGAGGAACGGGUUUUGAACCCUGCUGAUGGGACCCCUUCCUCCAGGUUCCUCCGCGCUGAACUGGAGUUGAACGCACAUCUUCGUAACCUUAAAUUCGGCGAACCAGUCUGCUACGUUUACAACCCGCUGCUGUACGCCUGGGACACCCACCGCUGCUACGUGGAGACGUACUGUCAGGGCGGACAAAGGAUCUUGUUUUUGGGGAUGAAUCCUGGACCGUUCGGAAUGGCACAAACCGGGGUUCCAUUCGGUGAGGUGAGGUCAGUGGUUGACUGGCUCAAGAUAACAGGGGAGGUUGGUCGUCCUGACAACGAGCACCCAAAGCGGCGGAUCAUGGGCCUUGGCUGCACUCAAAGUGAAGUGAGCGGAGCACGUUUUUGGGGUUUCUUCAGGAAACUGUGUGGUGAACCGGCGCGGUUUUUCCAACACUGCUUUGUGCAUAAUCUGUGCCCACUGAUCUUCAUGAGUGCCAGUGGGAAGAAUUUAACACCACCUGACCUGCCUCCAGCUGAACGAGAGAAACUGCUGGCUCUGUGUGACACUGCUCUGUGCCAAGUGGUGGAGGUACUCAAAGUCUCCAUGGUUAUCGGUGUAGGAAGGGUGGCGGAGCAGCGGGCGCGACGAGCUCUGUCUGCUGCAAGUAUCGAUGUUCGAGUUGAGGGUAUUAUGCAUCCAUCACCCAGGAACCCGAAGGCCAAUAAGGGCUGGGAGGAAAUAGCUAAAGCCAAGCUGAUAGAACUUGAUGUUCUUCCACUACUGAGUAACACUUGAGUUAAUAGAGAUUCACUCUGUAAAUGAAUUAAGAUAUGAGGUCAAACAUAUGGUUUAUUACUGCUUUGAAAAUACACACUUGCAGUUCUCCCUUUUAGUUCCAUCAAGCGUCAGCGACAAUGGCAGCAAACGACUUCAAGCAAAGCGGUUAAUACACUGUCAAGAGUAUUUCCGUAGUAUACAGUUUAUUCUGUAAAUGCAUCUGUUUUCAUUUGCUGUAAGCAUUUGAUUGUUCUGUGUUUUUUUAAAUAGGUCAGUGAAUGCAGCUUCUUUCUGGGUUGUGGGGCUAGAAAUAUUUCCACACUACUGUAACUGUAAUGCACUUUGUAUAUGUGCAUGUUCACCAAAACUUAAGCUCAAGGUAAAAAUUUUGGAUAUCAAAUAGACUUCUUAUGUCCAACCAGUCAAGUUCAGUAUUUAUCUGCUGAUAAAUAAAUGAGUUUUACUGCAUUAAAAUAACCAAACUCAUGACAUAUAUCAUGUUAAACGGUUUACUUUAACAGUUCAUUUUGCACGUUUGUCUUUAUAAUUUACUAUUAUAAUUUACUAUUUUAUUAAGUAUUCGUCAAUCCAGUGUUUGGGAUAUUGUUGCAUUGAUUCCAAAUUAUUUUUAUGAAACUGAAGUUCUGUAACUUUUGACAUAACCAGAUUAUAACAUAUAUGUUAUAACAUACAUUAUAACAGAACCAGAUUCAGAAAUAAUUCAGGGUCCAGCAGCUUUUUGUGAACAUGUAGUUGUACUGUCAUUUAAUACUUUCUUUUUAUACUAUUUUUAAAUAUAUGUAUUUGUUCAUUUAUUUUGAGACGUGUUUAAAUUCCUUCAAUACAAUUGUCUGUAAAUAAAAAGCUUCAUCUUAAAAUAAAUCUUGGGUUGCAAAAAAAUUGAAUAUUUUUUCACCUGCUGCUCAAAAAUCAAGGCAGACUGAUUUGAUAUGUUCAGUGUUUGCAUGAUAAAGGAAAUGGUCUAAAGCUGAGAUGGAAUUAGC
Messenger RNA from Melanotaenia boesemani (Boeseman's rainbowfish), 2128 nucleotides. It is a transcript of the gene smug1, whose product is annotated as single-strand-selective monofunctional uracil-DNA glycosylase 1. Lineage: Eukaryota; Metazoa; Chordata; Actinopteri; Atheriniformes; Melanotaeniidae. The record is from RefSeq and is a predicted model, not a curated record. Bases 288 to 1142 code for a protein of 284 amino acids. Gene Ontology annotation, biological process: base-excision repair. Gene Ontology annotation, molecular function: single-strand selective uracil DNA N-glycosylase activity; oxidized pyrimidine nucleobase lesion DNA N-glycosylase activity. The transcript has 2 exons.